UCUCCUACACUAUACAUCAUCUGCAUAAGCCUUUACCUUGCCUAAUAUAAGCUAAGAUAGGAUUUUAAAAAGAACAGAUGCAUAAAUUAAAAAUGAUGAUGUAAUGCAUGACGGAGAGUGCAGGGUACCAGUUACUGACACAUUAAUCAUGAAUAAUAAGUUAAUUAAAAUAAGUAAAUAAUAAUAACUUCACAGAAAAGUGCAUUACUGUUGCUUUGUGUCACAACAAAGCCGGGGUUGUGGUAAAAUGUAAAAUACCCAUUCGUUGCUUUGAGCUUACCUUGGUUUUAGUUCAUUUAGUUUAACAAAUAAUACUUCAGGGAGGAAGGUUAUCAUUCAUUGUCUAUUACACUUUCAGUGAGUCGUUGCUCCCAACAGCAACAUGCCAUUCUCAUUCAUCAAUCUCUCCACUCUGCUCCUGGCAUCGCCCCUCUGACUGACUCAUUAGAUACUACCUGCCGUCUAGAGGCUCGACAACUAAUCAAAAAUCACAAAUGACAAACUGUCACAAUGACACUGUGUCUGUACAAAAGGGACAUAGGCCAUUAUCGAUUACUCUGAGCGCGUGACGGUGAUCGGGGGCGGAUACGCGCGACGGAUACGCGCGGCGCAUCGGGAGCGAGCGCAUGUGAGCCUGAAGACGGCAGAAAGUGCAGAGUGGAGAGAGAGAACGGAGGCUGCCAGUCAGAGACUAAUUGAUUUCACCGUUAUUGUGUGCGUGCGUCCGUGAGACCUAACCAUUCACACAAAGCUGUGCCCAUGUUCUGUACUGUUGCCUGAACCUAUUAAACAGUCAAACCAAAGAAGAGUUGUCAGCAUCUGUGUUUUGACAGACACACCUGGGGCGAAGAUAGAAAUCAGGAUAAACAAACAACAAUUAAUACAGUCCUUUAUUACAACCCUCAGUAACAUUGAGGUCCUUCGAGCCGGAUUCUGACCUUUACUCCAGGAUAAGGAUGCAACAGUACAGCAGUGGAGCCCGUCCUAAGAGGGUUAGACAUCCACCACGUCAUCUAGAGGAUUACGAACUGGACUAUCCAAGGGGUAAACCACAAAAUACACCUUACUCAAGCACAGUACCAUACGAACAUGGGCAUGAAGAGGAUGAGUAUCAUCACCAAGAGGGAGCAGCCAAGAUGACCUCCCUCACUUCUUCUAGCCACUCACCUUAUCGUCUCCAAGGCAAGAGAGACCAAGAAAAGCAGUAUAGCUCCUUUGGCUUCUAUCAGGAGCUGGAGGUGAUAAGGGAGGAGAACACACGGCUUCGUGAAGCUCAGUUAGCCAUUCAUAGGGAUUUUGGGCAGCUUCACUCACUCAGAAAGGACAUGAGGUCGCUCGCUGACUCAGUACGCAGCCUCCAGGAAGCACAGGCAGCUACAGUAAGCCAUGCCCCCAUAAGGUCCCUCGAUCUACAGCCAGGUUCAGGCGAGUGGCCUGACGACGUACCCCCACCUGCUCAAGCUCUGCCCUCAGCAGGGGAACAAUGUGAAGAAGAGGAAUGGCCAGAACCCCCACCACCAUGGCCAGAGCCCGAAGAGCAGCCACAGAGGAAUAAGGUGGCAGACCUCCUGGACCAGGUGAUGCACGAGCUCCAGGAAAUCAGGUUCAACACCCCCUCCGUUGCUAAGACCCACGACAGACCAGCAGCAGUGAGUGCUCCCCCUCCAGACAAGGGACGUCUAUACCAGGUGGGUCUGUUCCCUAAACAGCUGGAUUAUGGAGAUCCUCAGCAGCAUCCUCCACAGUCCAGCUCCACACCAAUCCAGCGCCAGCCAGGCCUGCAGGCUGAUACACCAGCAGCACAAUGGGCCCCUCCUCAACCAGCGCUUCCACCACAAGGUGCACCUGCACCUAAGCGAAGGCCGGCAGAGCCUUCCUACGGACAGUCCUACAGUGAACCCCCUCGAGCAGAGUCAUCUUACAGGGGACCCCGGCCAACUGUACCGGACUUCAGCCAGCGAGACCCAAGUCAGUUCGCUCGAUUGAAGAUUGCUCUAGAGAACCUGUUACCAGCUGACGCAACAGAGCUCUUCAAAUAUCAGAUCUUAACAGACCACCUAAAGCUGGAAGAAGCGUGCCUAGUGGCGGAUUCAUACCUCCAUUCACCCACUCCGUAUUCAGACACCAUGGCUGCUCUGAAUGAGAAGUUUGGGCAGCCGUACCAGGUCGCAUUAAAGAGGAUAGACAGUGUUAUGACCUCACCUGAUAUCUGUCGCGGUGACACCGCCGCCUUUGAGAGGUUCGCCUUACGGGUUCAGUCGCUGGUGGGAAUGCUGAAGACUCUGGGUCCAGCAGGUGAGAUUGAGCUGCAAUGUGGAUCGCAUGUAGCACGUCUGCUCAGUAAGCUGCCGCUGGAAAUGAGGUCAGACUUUCGGCGCUGUAUGUUUCGCAGUCCAGGAACCACGUACACACUCCAGGACUUCACAGAUUGGCUCCAGUAUGAGACAUGGUGUCAAGACUUUGAUGGCAAUUCAUCUAACAAAGGACAGAAAGGAAACCAGGGACGGAGGUCAGAGGGUCGUUAUGUACAUCGUACGACGUCUGUCUUCCAUGGGGCUAAGGAUGCAGAGGGAAGGGGAAUCAACUCCUCCGCCCCUGCAGAUAAGAGGAGGCCUAAAGCAAAGGCAUACUGUCCUUACUGUGACAAUGAAGCACAUUACCUCAAUCAUUGCUCAGCCAUCCAGAAGCUCACCAAAGCCCAGAUCACUGAGUGAAUACGGUCCAACAACAAAUGCUGGCGCUGCGGAAGGUCCCAUCAGGCUGCACAGUGUACCCUUAAGAAGCUCUGUGGCCUCUGCCAGGGCAAGCACUUGCAAGUACUCCAUGAAGUUAACAGCAGAGCACCUAAGGAGGAGUCAAUAGAGACAAGUUGCCUUGUAAACACAUCCACCGAGGUACUCUACCUAGAUCGACCAACGGACUGCAACCGUGUGCUGCUAAAGGUGAUUAAGGUGAUUCUGUGUAACGGUAAGCGCACCCUGGAUACUUAUGCCAUACUGGAUGAUGGGUCUGAGCGCACAAUGCUCCUUUCCGCCGCUGCAGAGAAGCUGGGUCUAGAGGGGACACCAGAAGAUCUCGCUCUUCGAACCAUCCGUCAGGACGUCCAGAUCCUCCGGGGGGCGGCUGUAUCAUUCAGUUUAUCUCCCGCCUUACAGCCUAAGAAGAGAUUCUGCAUCAACAGAGCCUUUACAGCUACUCGCUUGGGUUUGUCCGACCAUUCCUAUCUAGUGGCUAGUCUUCAGAAAAGGUACAGGCACCUAGCAGGUCUCCCCCUCCAGCAGUUUGAGAACGCCAGACCACUCAUCCUUAUUGGUGCGGAUCACCCACAUCUCAUUACCCCCAUUGAGCCAGUGAAGUUGGGUCCCCCGGGUGGACCAGUCGCCAUUCGGACUAAACUGGGUUGGACGCUACAGGGCCCGGCACGGUUAGUGGAGCAACAACUACGGCCGCAGCAGUGUCUCCUGACGUCCACAGUCCCUGCCAACACGGAGCUCCUCAGAAACGUCGAGAAGCUGUGGCAGCUUGAUACACUGCCAUAUAGGAAGGAGAAAGUAGUGACCUGGUCUAGACAGGACCAAGAGGCGGUAAAUCUACUUGAAACGAAGACCACACGUGUGGAUGUGAACGGAGUAAUGCGCUAUGCCACACCAAUUCUCCGUAAGAGGAACACGCCACACUUCCAUGCCACCAAGGAGGCAGUCAUGCCAAGCCUUCGGAGCACAGAGAGGAGGUUGGCCAAGGAUCCAGACAGGACCACAGCUUACAAAGCUGAGAUACAGAAGCUGGUCGAUGCAGGCUCAGUCCUCAAACUGGAGCCUGACGCACUCAGCCAAGAAGGGGAAUCGUGGUACAUCCCGCACCACAUGGUGACCCACAAUGGGAAAAAUCGCAUUGUGUUUAACUGCUCAUAUCAGUUUAAAGGCCUGAACCUCAACGAGUCUCUCCUGCCUGGACCGACGCUAGGUGCAUCACUCCUGGGGGUGCUGCUUCGUUUCAGAGAACAUCCUGUGGCCAUCAGCAGUGACAUUAAAGGGAUGUUCCACCAGGUCCGCCUCUUACCAGAAGAUAAGCCUCUACUGCGCUUUUUGUGGCGUGAAAUGAGAAGAGACGACCCUCCAGAUGUCUUUGAGUGGCAGGUAUUACCAUUCGGUACCACUUGUAGUCCCUGCUGCGCGAUCUAUGCUGUGCAGAAGCAUGUUUGGGACCACAGUGAGCCUGGAGACAGCGUUCGGUCCUCAGUGGAACGAUGUUUUUACGUGGACAACUGCCUCCAGAGUCUACCGACAGUAGUGGAGGCCAGGGAACUCGUGGACAGGCUGAGGACCCUUCUAGCCACCGGUGGUUUUGAGCUACGCCAGUGGGCCAGCAACA
Messenger RNA from Seriola aureovittata, 4371 nucleotides. RefSeq lists its product as uncharacterized. The transcript is spliced from 2 exons. Bases 957 to 2714 code for a protein of 585 amino acids. The record is from RefSeq and is a predicted model, not a curated record. NCBI's taxonomy places the organism in Eukaryota, Metazoa, Chordata, Actinopteri, Carangiformes, Carangidae.